AUUAAACACCCUAUAUCCCCAAAAAUUUCUCCUUCCAUACACUUUCACAUAUGAGAUGGGAAAUUGUGUGUUCAAAGGGUUUGGAGAGGCAGAGGAGAUGGUGAAGGUGGUGACUUCCAGCGGGGGAAUAAUGGAGCUCUAUGCCCCGAUCACAGCCAACGCCAUAACCACCGAGUUCCCAGGCCACGCCAUCUUCAAAUCCCGCGACCUCUUCGCCCAACCUCUCCUCCACAACGAAGAGCUUCAUCCCAAAGAGCUCUACUAUCUCCUCCCUCUCAACCCCUACAAGUCCACCCCGAAAGACCACGAAAACAUCAACGCAAACCCCAACGGCGCCGUUUCUACGCCCUACCGCAUGUCGUGCGACAGCCAAGGGUUGCUGAGGAAGAGGGCAGACCCCGAAGUGUUUCCGAGGUACAAUAGUAGCGGGGUUUGGAAGGUAAAGCUUGUAAUAAGCCCGGAGCAGCUGUCGGAGAUUUUGUCGCAGGAGGCUCGCACUGAGGCUUUGAUUGAGAGUGUGAGGACGGUGGCCAAGUGCGGCACCGGAGGGAACUCAUCGGCGCCGGGUUCGGAUCAGUGGAGUGUGUCUAGCAGUUGGAAGGAGUCGGCAUCAUGAAAAAAAGUAUGGUCAUGUAGAUAUAAUAUAUAAUUAAUGUAAUGUUGAGAUCAUAUAUUUAGAGCCCCCUUUUUUUUUCUU
This is a messenger RNA of Prunus mume (Japanese apricot), 697 nucleotides long. RefSeq names its product UvrABC system protein C. NCBI's taxonomy places the organism in Eukaryota, Viridiplantae, Streptophyta, Magnoliopsida, Rosales, Rosaceae. The record is from RefSeq and is a predicted model, not a curated record.